Malus domestica (apple) is the source of this 775-nucleotide messenger RNA. Its product is annotated as protein LURP-one-related 4-like. Lineage: Eukaryota; Viridiplantae; Streptophyta; Magnoliopsida; Rosales; Rosaceae. The record is from RefSeq and is a predicted model, not a curated record.
ACGGAGGUUCUAAUAGUUUGAUUUCCUUCAUCUAUUAUGGCUAACGUGUGUCCUCCAGCUCCCCAAGUUCUCUCUCUAUCUCGCUACACUAAUAGUUCAUCAAAGAGAGACACUUAUACCAUUUGGAUGAAAUCACUUGUAUGUCAUACAAAUGGUUGCACUGUUUACAAUUCCAGUGGCAACAUUGUUUAUCGUGUCGACAACUACGACAAAAAGUGUAGCAACGAAGUCCAUCUCAUGGAUCUCCAAGGCAAAGUCCUCUAUACUAUAUGCAAAAAGAAAUUAAAAGCUUUUGAGCAAUGGGAUGGCUACAGAACUAGUAGCCCUUCUAAUAGAAACAAGGAGAAGCCUGGGUUUCAAGUGAAAAGUUAUAGUAGAAUGCUCAUGGGAACCACAGCUUGUCAAAUUACAGUAGAGUGUGACAAGUAUUGGAUAGUGGCAGGGAAGAGUGGUGCUGUGGGAUAUAGAAUAGUAGACAUUGAUGAACAUAUUGUUGCAGAGGCGAAGCAGAAGCUAUCAUCAUCUGGAGUAGUUCUGGGGGAUGAUGUCUUAACUUUAGAGGUGGUUCCUCAUAUGGACCAUUCCUUUAUAAUGGCUAUUGUGAUUGUGUAUGGAUUGAUUUGUCGCAAAAUGUAAGUGUGAUCACAUAAUAUGUAGCAUGGCUAUUUCCAAAGCAUGUAAAAAUGCACCUUCUUAUAAACUAGGGUAAAUUACAUAGUAACCCCUUAGGUUUGAGGUCUAUUACAACCCCAUACAACAUCUUUAAAACAUUUUA